Messenger RNA from Lactuca virosa, 1054 nucleotides. The record is from the annotation of a GenBank genome assembly. NCBI's taxonomy places the organism in Eukaryota, Viridiplantae, Streptophyta, Magnoliopsida, Asterales, Asteraceae.
AUAAUACUACACCCACCGCCUAUAAAUACCACCCAGAUUUGCACAUAUAGACUUGUUGUCUCGGUCUAAAAAAUGGGCAGCAACAGUAACACCAACACCGUCCAACCACCACCUCAAUACGCCCCCUACCGCCUCGUCAAAACCUUAACCGCCCACCAAUCCGCCGUCUCCUGCGUCAAAUUCUCCAACAGCGGCAAACUCCUCGCCUCCGCCUCCUUAGACAAAUCCCUCAUCCUCUGGAAUGCCGAAAACCUAACCCUAAUCUCCCGCCUCAACGGCCACACCGAAGGCGUCUCCGACCUCGCCUGGUCCUCCGACUCACACUACAUCUGCUCCGCCUCCGACGACAAAACCCUCCGCAUCUGGGACGCACGCGCCGCCGAAUGCGUCAAAACCCUACGCGGCCACACCGAUUUCGUCUUCUGUGUAAAUUUCAGCGUUCAUUCGAACCUCAUCGUCUCCGGAUCAUUCGAUGAGACGAUUAGGGUUUGGGACGUAAAAACAGGGAAGACUAAUCACGUAAUCAGAGCUCACUCGUUACCCGUGACCUCCGUGCAUUUCAACCGCGACGGAUCGCUGAUUGUUUCCGGCAGCCACGACGGUAGCUGUAAGAUUUGGGAUACCGCAACCGGAACCUGCUUGAAGACUCUCAUCGACGAUAAGGUUCCGGCGGUUUCUUUCACCAAAUUUUCACCUAAUGGAAAGUUUAUACUCGUCGCCACACUUGACGAUAAUCUGAAGCUCUGGAACUACUCAACUGGAAAGUUCUUGAAGAUGUAUACAGGUCAUGUAAACAAAAAGUAUUGCAUAACGCCUACGUUUUCUGUGACAAAUGGUAAAUACAUCGUCAGUGGUUCAGAGGACCAUUGUGUCUACAUUUGGGAUUUACAGGGGAAGAAUCUGCUUCAGAAACUAGAAGGGCAUACUGAUACGGUUAUUUCUGUAAAUUGCCACCCAACAGAGAACAUGAUUGCGUCUGCAGGGCUUCUUGGUGAUCGAACAAUUAGGAUAUGGGUUCAACCAAGUUAAGUCCAUAAGAGAGAAAAUCUAAAGC